CAACAGCUCGGUAGCAGUAACCCGGGGACAGCUUUUCUGGAGAUCCGAGCUCCCUCACGUAAUAGCCGACCGAACCUCCCGCAAUUGACAUCAUUCUGAGAUUUGCACCUGCAUUUGUCAACCCGUCAAUCCAACGUCAAAAGAAUACGCAAAAUGUCGUCCACUCUCCUCCGUACCGCGCCCGUCCUCCGCACAGCUCUGCGAGCUAGCGCCACUAAGCCUGCUGCUGCUUUGGCCAGCACCAGCUUCGUCCGCGGCAAGGCCACUUUGCCCGACAUCUCAUACGACUACGGCGCCCUCGAGCCCUACAUCUCGGCCCAGAUCAUGGAGCUUCACCACUCCAAGCACCACCAGACCUACGUCAACGGCCUCAACACCGCUCUCGAGACCGUCGAGGACGCCAACGCCAAGGGCGACUACGUCAAGGCUGCUGCCCAAGCUCCCUUGAUCAACUUCCACGGCGGUGGCCACGUCAACCACUCUCUCUUCUGGGAGAACCUCGCCCCUGCCAGCAGAGAUGGCGGUGGCGAGCCCGACGGCAAGCUGGCUCAAGCUAUUAAGGAGGAUUUUGGCUCCUUCGACACCCUGCGCAAGCAGAUUAACACCUCCCUGGCUGGUAUUCAGGGCAGCGGCUGGGCCUGGCUGGUUAAGGACAAGACUAGCGGCACCCUCGGCGUCGUCACUCGCGCGAACCAGGACCCCGUUACCGGCAACCUCGAGCCUCUCCUUGGCAUCGACGCUUGGGAGCACGCCUACUACCUGCAGUACCAGAACCGCAAGGCCGAGUACUUUGACGCCAUCUGGAACGUUGUCAACUGGAAGACUGUCGCCAAGCGCUUCGAGAAAUAAGCAAGGAUGGGGACACAUGUACGAUAUGCAAGUGUUGAUACCUAGCAAGAAUUUACCGUGUUCGAUCAAUGUCAACCUGCUGUUCAACAACGUGCCAGGCUGUGACAGCCACCCCAAUUCCAAUC
Messenger RNA from Colletotrichum phormii, 974 nucleotides. RefSeq names its product manganese superoxide dismutase. Gene Ontology annotation, cellular component: mitochondrion. Lineage: Eukaryota; Fungi; Ascomycota; Sordariomycetes; Glomerellales; Glomerellaceae. Gene Ontology annotation, molecular function: superoxide dismutase activity; metal ion binding. Gene Ontology annotation, biological process: superoxide metabolic process. The record is from RefSeq and is a predicted model, not a curated record. The transcript is spliced from 4 exons. Bases 154 to 849 code for a protein of 231 amino acids.